This is a messenger RNA of Plasmodium relictum, 1332 nucleotides long. RefSeq names its product coproporphyrinogen-III oxidase, putative (gene CPO). Gene Ontology annotation, molecular function: coproporphyrinogen oxidase activity. NCBI's taxonomy places the organism in Eukaryota, Apicomplexa, Aconoidasida, Haemosporida, Plasmodiidae. Gene Ontology annotation, cellular component: cytoplasm. Bases 1 to 1332 code for a protein of 443 amino acids. The transcript is spliced from 2 exons. The record is from RefSeq and is a predicted model, not a curated record.
AUGAAAGAUGAGAUAUCUCCUAAUGAAUAUUUUAGAAAUUUAUGGGAAAAUUUAUUAAAAAGUGAACAAAAAAAUAUAUGUGAUUUAUUUGAGUCAUUAGAUUCGAACAAAUUUGAAGAAGAACUUUGGUUUAGAAAAUAUAAAAAAAAUAAAAAUGGUGGUGGUGGUAUAACUAAGAUAUUACAAAAUGGAAGUGUAUUUGAGAAAUGCGCAGUAAAUUAUUCUUGCGUAUUUGGAACAAUAGAUAAAGAUGCAGCAAAGCAAAUGUGUGUGAAUCAAUAUAAUAAAGAAUAUAUUAAUACUACUAAGAUUUGCCACUCUGAUGAUAUUAAUAAUAUAAUUUCAAAAGUUAUGAAUUCUAAUAAUAUUAGAAUAGUAAAUGAAAAAUAUAAAUUUUAUGCAUCAGGAAUUUCUAUAAUUGCUCAUCCAGUUAACCCAAAUGUUCCUACUAUUCACUCUAAUUUUAGAUUUUUUCAAAUAUUUAUCAAAACUGGAAAAAAGAAAAAAAAAAAUAAUAUUAAAAGUAAAAUAGGAAACAACUAUAAAAGUAUAAAACAUUGGUUUGGGGGUGGUUGUGAUUUAAGCCCAUGUUAUAUUUUUUCUGAUUUAUUUAAAGAAUUUCAUAAUUCUUUUAAAUUAGCUUGCGAUAAAUAUAAUCAUUUGUUUUAUAAAUAUUUUAAAAUAUGGUGUGAUUUGUAUUUUAGAAUUAAACAUAGAAACAUAAAUAGGGGAAUAGGGGGAAUAUUUUUUGAUAAUUUAUUAAAUAAUAACAUAAAAUAUAAGAAAAAUUUUAAAAAUGGAACAUCAAAAGAAGGUUAUAAAAACCCCUUAAUUGAAAAAAAAAAAUGUAAAUGUUACAGUUGCAAUGCAAUAAUGGAUAAAAGUUAUAGAAUGAUUUAUUUGUUUAUUCAAGAAUGUAUUAUUGCUUUUAGAAAAUCUUAUUUUCAUAUAUUAUUAGAAACAAUUAAUUAUAAAUAUGAUGAGAAUAUGAUAAAAUGGCAAAAAAUAUGUAGAGGUAGAUACGUUGAGUUUAACUUGAUAUAUGAUAGAGGAACAAAGUUUGGUAUUGAGUUAAAUAAAUUUAAAAUUUAUAGAAGAAAAAAAAAAAAUAAAAAUAUGGAAAACUUUUCAUCUACUAAUUAUAUAAAAGAUGAAAAUUUUGAUGAACAAAUUUCAGAUUAUGAUUCUGAUGAGCAUGAAAAAAUUGAUAAUGUUUUGGCUUCUUUGCCAUUAAAGUGUGAAUUUUUAUAUAAAUAUAAAGUAAUAAAAUAUUCAAGGGAAUAUGAAACAUUGCAAAUAUUAAAACAUCCUAAAAGGUGGGUUGAUUACUAA